UGUAGUCUGUAAGAUUGCAUUCCUCAGCACAAUAAUAUCGUGAACGGCCUGUGUUAGGUUUAUAAAAUACUUUUUUAUGUACGAAUACUAAAAGUGUAAUAUUUCAGUUUUACAUUAAUAAAGUGUAACACAAAGCCCUGUGUUUUUUUCGCUCUAAAUUUCGAAAAAUCGAAAACAUUGGCAAAAUGACUCAAAUGACACAGGACGAAAUAAUAAGUAACACAAAAACUGUCUUGCAAGGACUGGAAGCUCUUCGGGUUGAACAUGCUUCUUUAAUCUCUGGAAUAGGUGAAUCUAAUAAGGAUGAAGAGAAAACCUACAUCAUAAAAAAAAAUAUAGAUAAUAUCGAAUUGGGACUCAGUGAAGCACAAGUUAUGAUGGCAUUAUCAUGUCAUCUUCAAAACAUUGAAGCAGAGAAGCAAAAACUUAAGACCCAGGUUAGAAGAUUGCACCAAGAAAAUGCAUGGCUACGUGAUGAGCUUGCUAAUACACAACAAAAGUUUCAAGCUUCUGAACAAUUGGUCGCUCAGCUUGAAGAAGAAAAAAAACAUCUCGAAUUUAUGACAUCUGUAAAAAAAUACGACGAUAAUCAAGAACAAGAGGAUCUUAGUGAGAAACCUAGACCCGAUCCCGUUAUGGAACUUUUUCCUGAUGAUGAGAAUGAAGAUAGAAACAAUAUAUCUCCCACACCACCAAGUCAAUACUCAAACCAAUCUUCAGGUUAUGAAAUUCCAGCUCGUUUGAGAACUCUACAUAACUUAGUAAUUCAAUAUGCUUCACAAGGAAGAUAUGAAGUUGCUGUACCAUUAUGUAAACAGGCACUUGAAGACCUUGAAAAAACAAGUGGACAUGAUCAUCCGGACGUGGCAACUAUGCUUAAUAUACUUGCUUUGGUUUACCGUGACCAGAACAAGUACAAGGAAGCGGCCAACUUAUUAAAUGAUGCAUUGUCUAUAAGGGGUAAAACCCUGGGAGAAAACCACCCUGCUGUUGCAGCGACUCUAAACAAUCUUGCUGUCCUUUAUGGCAAACGUGGUAAAUAUAAAGACGCUGAGCCCUUGUGCAAACGAGCUCUUGAAAUUCGAGAGAAAGUAUUAGGAAAAGAUCACCCAGAUGUUGCAAAACAACUAAAUAACUUGGCUCUUUUAUGCCAAAAUCAAGGAAAAUAUGAUGAAGUUGAGAAAUACUACCAGAGAGCCCUAGAAAUAUAUGAAUCGAAACUUGGCCCCGAUGAUCCAAAUGUAGCCAAAACUAAGAACAAUUUGGCAAGUUGUUAUUUAAAGCAAGGGAAGUAUGCUGAAGCUGAAAUUUUAUAUAAACAGGUUUUAACAAGAGCACACGAAAAAGAGUUUGGUGCGAUUGAUAGCAAAAAUAAGCCAAUUUGGCAGGUCGCAGAAGAACGAGAAGAACACAAGUACGACAACAGAGAAAAUACCCCAUAUGGUGAAUAUGGAGGAUGGCACAAAGCCGCAAAAGUUGAUUCACCAACGGUUACCACAACAUUAAAGAAUUUGGGCGCAUUAUACCGCAGGCAAGGUAUGUUUGAAGCUGCAGAAACAUUGGAAGAUUGCGCUCUACGUAGCAAAAAAGAAGCACUGGAUAUGGCGAAACAAAAUAAGAAAAUGCAUAAAUAAGGAACCAUGCAACAUUCUAACUGGUUGACGAUGGAUAAUUUUCUGUGACAACUAAUGUGGAAUCAUUCCAUCAUGUCUAUAAAUUCUUCUAAAAUCCAAAAUAAAAUAUAUUCCGUUAUAUGUAACAUAUGAAAAGAAUUGUUUUGGUCUAGCUAACUGUAUAAUUAAAAAGUUAAUUUUAUUUUAAAUGUGUAAUAUCAACUCAAAUUUACAGUCUACUGUCAUUUAAGUUGUUUACCUGCCAAAUUGCUAUUUUUGACACCAAAAUAAUAUAACAAGCAUAUAAUGAUCCAGAAGGUUCAAAAAAAUUUA
Molecule: messenger RNA, 1946 nt
Organism: Musca domestica (house fly)
Lineage: Eukaryota; Metazoa; Arthropoda; Insecta; Diptera; Muscidae
Gene: Klc
Product: kinesin light chain
Exons: 6
Coding region: 186-1634 (482 amino acids)
Biological process (GO): microtubule-based movement
Cellular component (GO): kinesin complex; cytoplasm; membrane-bounded organelle
Molecular function (GO): kinesin binding
Source: RefSeq, a predicted model, not a curated record